Aspergillus pseudotamarii is the source of this 945-nucleotide messenger RNA. RefSeq names its product PhzF family phenazine biosynthesis protein. The record is from RefSeq and is a predicted model, not a curated record. NCBI's taxonomy places the organism in Eukaryota, Fungi, Ascomycota, Eurotiomycetes, Eurotiales, Aspergillaceae. Gene Ontology annotation, molecular function: isomerase activity. The coding region runs from base 1 to 945 and encodes 314 amino acids. Gene Ontology annotation, biological process: biosynthetic process. The transcript is spliced from 3 exons. Gene Ontology annotation, cellular component: cytoplasm.
AUGUCCGGCGACCAGGCGUCAUAUGUCACCCUUGAUGUAUUCGCUUCAGAAAGGUUCAAGGGAAACCCACUCGCGAUCGUGAAGACUGGCGAUCACAAACUGUCGCAGCAGCAAAAGCAACAGAUCGCCAAGGAAUUCAACUUCUCCGAAACGGUUUUCUUGCACCCUUCGGACCACGAUGGAAGGCCUCGGGCGGACAUUUUCACUCCUGUUAAUGAAAUGGAAUUUGCCGGCCAUCCUAUCAUUGGCACCGGCCAUCUGCUCUUCAGGGAGUUAUUAGCCAACGACGCCAGCGGGUCAACCAAAUUGACGAUAACUACUAAAGCUGGCCCCGUCGCAAUAUCUUACGAUCCAACUAGCCAAGUCGUUUCCGCAGGAGUUCCCCAUAACAUACACAUUCACCAACAAGAAGCGACACUCAGCCGGAUCCUCCCGGCCCAGGCGACCUUGAUGGCAGCAUCGGAUUUGCAUGGCGUAAGAGAUACAUCACCGGUAGUAUCCAUGGUCAAGGGUGUUACGUAUGCGCUGGUGGAUUUAACUGAGAGGGCGGAUCUAUUCGCUGGCCUUGUCACGGGACCAAGUCCUGAGCUUGAGCUUGAUGAGAGUUGGACGCCAUCUUUCACCGGUGUUAUGUAUUAUCAACUACUGGAGACUCGGCCGGAGGGAAAUAUAGCCGUCUGGGAACUUCGUGUGCGCAUGAUUGCUAUUAACUUGGAAGAUCCUGCGUGUGGAAGUGGUGGAUGCUCCCUGGGCGCUUAUAUUGCGUUAACUAAUAGUCAAAAGGGCCGGAGGCACCGACUUUUCAUUAGCCAGGGUUCGGAGAUGGGAAGGCAAAGUCAUAUCAUUGUGGAAGUUACGUUGAAUGAGGAGAAGGAUGCAGUACAAAAGAUUGAUCUUGCUGGUCAGGCAGCUUUUGUGUCAGAGGGGAAGAUAUAUGUAGACUAA